This is a messenger RNA of Brenthis ino (lesser marbled fritillary), 672 nucleotides long. Lineage: Eukaryota; Metazoa; Arthropoda; Insecta; Lepidoptera; Nymphalidae. The record is from the annotation of a GenBank genome assembly.
AUGUCUAUUGGUACAGUCUAUGAUAAAGCAUAUAAAGGAGAUUUUAAUCAAGUUAAAGUGGAUAUAGAUUCUGACGAGACUUUGCUAACAACAGUAGAUUCAAAUAAUCGACUUCUCAUACAUUGGGCGGCACUGGGUGGUAAUGACUAUCUUGUAGAUUUUCUAAUCGAAAAAGGCAGCCCUAUUGAUCCUGUAGAUGAUACAUUUUGCACCCCAUUAAUCUUAGCAUCAUCAGCUGGAAGACUGGAAGUUGUUAGAUUGCUAAUUGGUAAAGGAGCUAAUGUUAAUCAUAAAAAUAAUCGUGGUCAGGCAUCCUUACAUUAUGCUUGUUCUAAGGGACAUAAAGAAAUAUCAAAAUUACUGAUUGAAUCUGAUGCAGAUGUUUCAAAUGUAGAUGUUCUGGGUGCUACUCCACUGCAUAGAGCGGCAUCACUAGGAAGAACAGAUAUUGUAGAAAUAUUGUUGAAAUCACCUAACCUGAAGUUAGAUCUUUGUGAUUCUAUGGGUUGUACAGCUUUAUAUCUAUCAUGUGAGGAAGACAGAGAAGCUGUAGCUUCCAUGCUAGUAAAGGCUGGAGCUAGUGUGCAUGUAAAAAACAAAGAAGGAAAAACGCCUUUAGAUGUUUGCUCUACUAAAUUAAAAAACAUUUUAAUAAACUUGCUAAGUUCAAAC